This is a messenger RNA of Lottia gigantea (owl limpet), 930 nucleotides long. RefSeq lists its product as hypothetical. Gene Ontology annotation, cellular component: extracellular region. The record is from RefSeq and is a predicted model, not a curated record. The annotation marks the transcript as partial. The transcript is spliced from 3 exons. Gene Ontology annotation, molecular function: frizzled binding; cytokine activity. Gene Ontology annotation, biological process: multicellular organism development; neuron differentiation; canonical Wnt signaling pathway. Lineage: Eukaryota; Metazoa; Mollusca; Gastropoda; Lottiidae.
AUACCAGGGCUGGUGAUACAACAGAAAGAAGUUUGUCAGAAAAACCCGGAAUCUGUUUAUUGUAUAGGAGAGGGUGCAAGACGAGGGAUUUUAGAAUGUCAAAAACAAUUUAAAUUUGAACGUUGGAAUUGUACAUUAAUUGGAAAUAAUACAGUUUUUGGACAUGUUCUAAGUAAAGGUACAAGAGAGGCUGCUUUUAUAUACGCCAUUCUAAGUGCUGGUGUGGUACAUUCUGUGACGCAAUCCUGUAGCGCGGGAAAUUUAACAGACUGCUCUUGUGAUAUGAGUAAAUAUGGGCGGGAAAAUAAAGGGGAGGGAUUUCAGUGGGGUGGGUGCUCAGACAAUGUGGAUUAUGGUUUAAAAUUCAGCCGAGGAUUUGUGGAUGCUCCUGAAAUAGUCAGACACGAAGAUUCGCGGGAUAUUCGUAAUUUGAUGAAUUUACAUAAUAAUGAAGUCGGCCGACAGAUUGUUGAGAAAAAUAUGCAGUUACGAUGUCGUUGCCAUGGUGUCUCGGGAUCAUGCGCAGUGAGGACGUGUUUUAGAAGUCUUCCGAACUUUAGAAAAGUUGGAUUAGAACUAAAAGACAAGUACGAAAAGUCAGUGAGAUUAGCUCGACGUUCGAGGAAACGUUUACGCCGUAAGGACAAAACAAAACGUAAACAGGGCAUUUCUAAACAAGAACUUGUGUUCGUGCAUCGUUCGCCGAAUUACUGUAAAGAGGAUAUUAAGAGGGGUAUAUUUGGAACGCGGGGCAGGGUUUGUAAUCGAUCCUCCCCCACCGAGGAAAGUUGUGAUUUACUUUGCUGUGGUAGAGGCUAUAACACGCAGGUGGUCAAAUACGUCGAACGUUGUCAUUGUAAAUUUUUCUGGUGUUGUUACGUCAAGUGUAAAACUUGUGAAACGAUGAUGGAUAUCCAUACUUGCAAGUGA